AUGGCGGGGCGACGCAGUAACUUCAUCGACAGGGCGCCAACAGAGGUGAGCAGCAAACCCGCGCGGGGAGCCCGCGAAGCAGGGCCGCGCGGUAUUUACGGAGGCGGGCCCAGCGACGAGCAUUCCAGCGAGCCGAGCACUGCACUCGCCAGAACCGCUUCGCGCAACUCGGACACACUGGAGUACUGGUUCUUGCCGUUGUCGUACACCGUGCGCGACAAAAUGGCCCACAAGUUCUCUAUCGGAUUAAGCAUCAGCACUGCCUCGGGAGAGGCGGGCCUCAACCAACCGCAGUUUCCUGCUGCGCGCAGAGUUAACACUGCUCUCUGGAGUGAGAGUGCCGAGGUCGCUGGCCAGAGGUCGCUGCGCAGCCACGACGACACAUACGGCAAGGGCGAGCUGGAUGUCGCCGAUGCUGACGACCAAGAGACGACUCUCGAGUUGUUGAAAAAGAUCAAGAUCAACCCUGUCAAGUGGGCCAAGGCGAAGUGGACGGACCACAAGCUGCGUCGAGCGGAGAGGCUCGCGGAAAAGCAGAAGAGCUUCAAGCAGGAUAUGGAGACGAUGGCGUAUCUACAAGAAGGCAUCACUUGUGACCUUCAUGAGCAACAAUCGUCAACAUAG
Phytophthora sojae is the source of this 624-nucleotide messenger RNA. RefSeq lists its product as hypothetical. Lineage: Eukaryota; Oomycota; Peronosporomycetes; Peronosporales; Peronosporaceae. The record is from RefSeq and is a predicted model, not a curated record. The transcript is spliced from 4 exons. The coding region runs from base 1 to 624 and encodes 207 amino acids.